AUGAAGUUCUCCCUCGCCAUCCUAUCACUCUUCCUGAGUACGCUGGUCGCAUCAGUGGACUUAUCGUUCUUCCCAGGAGGCCAAAAGGUCCUCGACGAUAAGGGAGAAGCUGUUCCCGGCGAGAACCCCCUCACCUUCUGCAAAGCCGAUCAUGGCGACGAUAUCCUUGAGCUGGAGCACAUUAAUCUGACCCCAAAUCCCCCUCUUAAAGGAAACACGCUCACGAUCGAAGCUGUUGGAACACUAAAGGAAAAGGUUGAGGAGGGCGCAUAUGUGAUUCUGCAGGUCAAGUAUGGCUUGAUUAGACUUGUUAGCACGAAAGCAGAUCUCUGCGAGCAAGUCUCGAAUGUGGAUAUGGAAUGCCCGAUUGAGAAGGGUAAGGCGGUUAUUACGAAGGAUGUUGAGUUGCCAGGGGAGAUCCCACCUGGAAAAUACACCGUCUUUGCUGAUGCGUACACGGCGGAUGGUAAGAAGAUUGUCUGCUUGGAAGCUACUGUUCAGUUCGAUUGA
Lachnellula hyalina is the source of this 510-nucleotide messenger RNA. It is a transcript of the gene NPC2, whose product is annotated as Phosphatidylglycerol/phosphatidylinositol transfer protein. NCBI's taxonomy places the organism in Eukaryota, Fungi, Ascomycota, Leotiomycetes, Helotiales, Lachnaceae. Gene Ontology annotation, biological process: intracellular sterol transport. The transcript has 3 exons. Bases 1 to 510 code for a protein of 169 amino acids. Gene Ontology annotation, molecular function: sterol binding. The record is from RefSeq and is a predicted model, not a curated record.